AAAGGGCCACCUCACCGGGACCAGCUUAUCUUAUCGCCAAUAAUUGAUAAAAAUCCGUACUUUUUGAUUCAUUAUAGUUUUGGUAUAGGCAGCUAACUGUUUAUGUAGCACUAGAACCCCAUUACUACUGUUCAGCUUAAUUGCCUCUCAUUUUAAAGCUGUUUGUUGUUAGUCAUCAGUCUCAGAAUGUGUUGAGAGAGAGCUAGUGUAGUGAGAAAUCAGAGAAUAAAGAACGAAGAAGAGAGAAGGCAGGAAGUUGAAGUACAUGAUGAUGAUGAACAACAAAAGUGAGUCUCGAGAAAACACAGAAUUAGAAGAAGCAGGAGGAAGAUAUCAUGAUGAAGGCAACGGCUUGAAAAGCAAUAAUGAGAUUGAGCUGACCAGAAUUCGACUUAUGAGAUCCUUUGUGGAAACCCAGGAUCCCUCCUCCAAGGUAGUAGAUGAUCUGAUGAUUAGAAGAUUCCUUCGUGCUCGUGAUUUGAAUGUGGAGAAGGCUUCUGCCUUGUUCCUCAAGUACUUGAAAUGGAGGCAAACCUUUGUUCCAAAUGGUUCAAUUUCUGCAUCAGAGCUUCCACAUGAAAUUGCACAAAACAAGAUGUUUAUUCAAGGAUUUGACAAGACAGGAAGACCCAUAGCAGUGGUCCUUGGUGCUAGACAUUUUCAAACCGAAGGGGGAAUAGAAGAAUUCAAGCGUUUUGUAGUCUAUGGUCUCGACAAAUUGUGUUCAAGGAUGCCCCCAGGACAAGAGAAAUUUGUUUUCAUUGCCGAUCUUGAAGGAUGGGGAUAUUCAAAUAGUGACAUCCGUGCAUACCUUGGAGCUCUAUCGAUUUUGCAGGACUUCUACCCAGAAAGAUUAGGGAAGGUUUUUAUCAUCCACGCGCCUUACAUAUUUAUGACAGUAUGGAAAAUUGUAUACCCCUUUAUCGACAAAAAUACCAAGAAGAAGAUAUUAUUUGUAGAGAACAAAAGUUUAAAAUCAACUCUGCUCGAAGAGAUUGAUGAGAGCCAGCUCCCAGAGAUAUACGGAGGCCGACUGCCAUUAGUACCAACCCAGGACAGCUAAUUAAACAACUGAGCUGGGAGAAAAACAGAAGAAACAUAAAAUGGAUAAAUUGCUCUUCUUUCUUAGCAUAUCUUUGGUCCAGUGCAUUAUUGAUGUACCUUUUCACUUAUGUCUAUUUGUAUGAGGAUAUAUAAGACUGUGCAUGGGUCAAGUUGGAGGAUUUUUUCAACUUGUUGGGUUGAGAAAUUCCCAACCCACAUAGGUCGGGUAAGGCUGGUGAUUUGUGCA
Messenger RNA from Quercus lobata, 1291 nucleotides. Its product is annotated as phosphatidylinositol transfer protein 3-like. The transcript is spliced from 6 exons. Lineage: Eukaryota; Viridiplantae; Streptophyta; Magnoliopsida; Fagales; Fagaceae. The coding region runs from base 266 to 1063 and encodes 265 amino acids. The record is from RefSeq and is a predicted model, not a curated record.